This is a messenger RNA of Sycon ciliatum, 4198 nucleotides long. RefSeq lists its product as uncharacterized. The transcript is spliced from 5 exons. The record is from RefSeq and is a predicted model, not a curated record. The coding region runs from base 430 to 3528 and encodes 1032 amino acids. NCBI's taxonomy places the organism in Eukaryota, Metazoa, Porifera, Calcarea, Leucosolenida, Sycettidae. Gene Ontology annotation, molecular function: protein binding.
GAAAGGACACGCAUCGCAAGCGCUGCAUGCAUGUGCAGCGCGCUGGUUUUUCUCCUUGCUCGACAAAAAAUAGCCAGGCUGCAAGAGCAAAGGUUUGGGCAUGGAGUCUUGUUCUCUGGCAGCAACCUAGCUUGGUUAGUACCUAUCGUUACCUGUAGUGCCGCGUUUUUCUUCCCGGUCGACUUCAUUCCGUAUGAAGACAGAUGUUCUCAAGAGCGCUACUACUACUGGCUACAAUCUCCAUUCAAGUUAGUUACAACAGUUGAAAAAAAGGAAACCGGGAACGUCGUCUUGAGUCUUGACCAAGGCAAAAGCUUCAGAUGAGCAACGAUUUCUCCAGAGAAUGUAGCCCUGUAGCGCCUGUGCCUGUGGGCGAUUUUAGCGAGUUAACUUGUAGUUGUAGUUAGUGAGUUAGUGUAGCUUGCGACGAUGUUUGCUGGUGGUACAGACAGCAGCCUGCUAGGCGCUGCCAUGACUGGCGAUGAGGAGGCCGUCAUGAAGUGUUUGCGUAGCCAGAGUGUAAACGUGAACGAACCAUGCGCGGACUGGGGCGGAACGCCGCUCAUGUGCGCUGCGGAGAAACGACACGCUAAAGUGUGUCGAAUGCUGCUAUCGCGCGAUGCCGACUAUUGCAUUCUGGAUACGUUCGGACAGACAUGUUUGCAUCGAGCUGCACAGAGCGGCUUUGACGAUGUUGUUGAGGUGUUACUGGACUUUGCACCCGUAGAUCUGAGAAACGAAGCUGGUCAAACUGCCCUCCACAUAGCUGCUGAAGCGGGAUGUAUGAAUGUCGUCGGUGUGCUGCUGCAGCAUCGUGCCGAGCUGAUGUCUACUGAUAAGAACGGAUGCACGCCGCUGGACCUUGCUCACAAGGAAAAGCGCACUGAGGUGUGCGAGGUGCUGGGGAAGAUCAUCCAGCAGCGAGAAUUUAGCCUGCCGUUGGAGCUGCAGCCGUAUACGCAAGAGAUCCUGGCUGCGUACCGCCAUGCGCUGUACCAGGGCCGAAAGCGACUCCUGCGGCAGCGCAUCAUCAUCAUUGGUGACCAGGACUCGGGCAAGCACCACCUCUGGUCGGCCUUGCUGGGCGAACAGGAAGAAAUCGAGCAGCCGAAAAUGGCCGACAAGCCCUACUUCAUUGAUGACAUGGUGUACCACCUCAAGAAAGGACAGUUCACCAACUGGGCCGCAAACAGCUGCGGGCACCGUAAAGCAACGCAGAGAAUCUAUGAACAGCACGACCAGGAAGUUGCUCGGUUGCUACUGUUGGAUAUCCUGCGCUCACCACUCGGCAAAGUGGCCAGCAAUCGACUCGCACACGAUCGCAUGCAGCAGCUUGUGGAUAAGUUGGUGCGUGAGGUUAAGGACCGCAAAUUCCAUGAAUCCGUAUCGCUCGUGGACUCCUUGUCUGUGUCCCAGCGCCUGCAGCAACAGCAGCAGCCAUUGCGUAACAUAACCAUAUCAACGGUGUCUGAAGGAGAGCACUGUUCUAAUGAUCCCAGUGGUCGUGCCGGGCUAAGUACCUCGUUCCGGGACACGGACAGGAGAAAACAGCAACCCGGCUCGCAAAGUCACCGCCCACAGCCGCCUGCAUCUCCCGCUGCUGUCAGUGCAAACGUGAGUGACGGAGAUGAUGACUUCUUGGACAUGUCUCUUAGUGAUGCCAUGCCCGAAAGCAUUAUACAAAACGUCACUGUCCUUUGGCGGAAGGUACUGAAGGAAGGGGUCAGUGUUCUUGCUGAUGCCGAGCCCGAUCUCACUGAAAUCCACAUCAGCAAGGUUGGCGGCUCACACCGCCUGUGGAACAUCGUCUCGCCAUUCCUCUCUCACACGGCACUAUAUCUUGCCACAUACAACCUCGCAGGGGAGAAGAAGGAGGGAGAUUCGCUGUCAGCUGACUCGCAGGCACCUGCUGUGCUUGCUGCGGGCGCACUGAGCGAGCAGGAGAGAACCCUGCGCUCACAGCUCCUGACCAUCGUCAGCCAGCAGCCGCCUCACAACUACAUCCACUGCAGCUGGGAAGGUCAGGAGCAGCCCAUGCCAACUUUCAUUGUGUGUGGCAUUCAACCGGCAAUGGUGAACACCGGCGGCAAACAGCAAGCAGUAACGCUGCUGCCACUGAUGGAGAAGAUCCGUGAUUCGGCCGUGGGACCGCAUGAGGCGGGAGCGUCCACGGGCGGCACAAGCUUUCACCUGCAGCCGCCUGGCCAUGACGAGCUCUGUCCUUCCAUCUGCUUCCUGCGGCGGGAGAUAGAUCUGACCGCGCGUCUCCUGCUGAGCCAGAAGGGUAACAACUCCAUGAUACCACUUGCCUGGCUCAAGCUCGAGGAUAGCUUUCACAGUAUCCGCAACACUGGCUGUUAUUUCAUGUCAGUGGAGGGCGAGUGCCUGGAGAUGGCCAGGGCAGUAACAAGCAAUGUCAUUCACCAAGUGUUUGACCUGUCCAGUGCCUUGACCUACUUCCACAGCAUGGGUUGGAUUGCCUACUUUCCCCAGGUCCCCUGCCUCGCAAACACCAUUUUCCUGGACCCGCCGUUCUUGAUCAACUUGCUCGCCAAAGUACUGGGCACAUUGGCCGAGGCAUCGCCUUCCAAGCUUGUCGAGCAUGUUGUUACGCUGCACGAGAUGGGUCGAAUGGAGCAGGUGCUGCUUACUCACUACGGCCCGUACUUUGAGCAGUAUUCCCAGCUUGGGAAUGGCACCUCGCUCCUGGAGGACUUCGAUCUGGCUGCCAGCUAUGAGCUGGGCGGUGAAGUUGUCACGUACGUGCCGGGUGCCGUGACCAACGAUGACAAACACAGGACGACAUCGUUGUCGGAUGACGAUACCACCGUACCGCCUCUUCACCUGGUCUUCCCGGAUAGUCUUCCUGUGUUCGGCUUUUUCCAGCGCUUCCUGGUGCACGUGAUGCGCAAGUGGAAGCCUCACUGUGCCGCCCUGUCCACCGAGAGUGCACAGUUCUGGAUUGACAGCGGCGACUGGCAGCUCACCAUACAGGAAACCGGCAGCGGCAGUAUUUCCAUCUUUGUGUGCGAUGCACUGCAGCAACAGGCUGCGGACCCACCACCCAGCUAUCAGGCUUCGGAGGGCGUAACGAGCGAUGUUGCAGACCUGAAUGCCAGUGUAGAGGUGAACAGCCUGGAAGCCAGCCUCUCAUCGGUGGAGGAUCGUGACAAGCUUGCCGGUGAGAAGAGAGGUGAGUUCCGCAAGAGCUCUGUGUGCACUUCCCUGCAGCUUGCCAAGCUGUGUAACGACGUGCUGGACUUCGUCCUAGACUGCACAUCUACUCUGCGUGAUCACUGGUUCCAGAGCCUGGAGAUCAGGACCUGCUUUGAGGCUGCCGAGGUUGGCUAUGUGCCGAAAGCAACCAUGACGACGCCUGGUGCCGCGGAACCUGUGCCCGAUGCCGUCGUCGAGGAGCGUUUCGUAGACUGCAUCGAGUGUACUGGCCUGCAGAGCACCUGGUGUUGGCUCAGCGGGCCGGCAGCUAAUAAACUGCAGUCAACAUGCACAGAGGAUAGUGCAACAUGACUCUGCUAGGCCUGUCACUGUCCUUACAAUGCCAGCAAUGGUAUAUCCACCUUGACUGGAGGUGCUUCCUCAGGUACUGUACUCACAAUCUGAUGCAGCCGUCAGCAAUCGGCGGCCGUCUACCUACAUAUUCUGUACCACUGAGUUGCAAGAGUGAGAGUGCAUGAUUACGCUUACUAGUAAAAACUGUGUGUUAAGUUGAUUUGCCGAGCUUUUCUCUCUUGAAUCUUUCCAGCGAAGUAAGCUGCAACUGCAUAGGCAGCAGUUGGCAACUUUCUGCGCACUGCACAUGGUUCCAUGCAGCUUGCAGCACAUGUUUCAGAGAAUAUUGGCGGGCCAAUGGCGCACCUCAGUUUUCUGAGUCCGACUAGGAAGCGUGUGUCGGUCAUAUUAGUAGGUGUCUAUAUCUUCACAAUCAAUUUUUUCUUAUUUUUAUGACAAGUUUCGUGGAGAGAAAUGUAAAUUUGAGAUUCUUGUGUACUCGCAAUUUUUUUCCUCACGAUCAGUGUUUGAUUGGUUUUCUCAAUCAAAGAGUUUCAAUUCAGAUUUUUGAGCAUUAAUUUUGGCUUUGAAGUGGACAUGCACCUUGAAUCAGUAUUCAACGAAUUUUUUCUAUGAUUGUUCAGUUUUACAAAGUUGCAGCUAUUAAAAGGGAGUUUUCUCUGAUCGA